Molecule: messenger RNA, 4565 nt
Organism: Rhea pennata
Lineage: Eukaryota; Metazoa; Chordata; Aves; Rheiformes; Rheidae
Gene: EFCAB5
Product: EF-hand calcium binding domain 5
Exons: 21
Coding region: 504-4565 (1353 amino acids)
Molecular function (GO): calcium ion binding
Source: RefSeq, a predicted model, not a curated record
CCGCCGCGCUCCCCUCAGCGCCGGGCGGGCGGCUCGCGGGCGGGCGGGCGGACGGACUCACCGAGGCGCAGGGGCUGGAGGUGGCGCUCGGGGUUCUCACAUCUAUUUGAUGCAACCCUCCGUUUAGCCUGUAAUUUUGUGGAUUUGUGGCAGUUCUGGACUUCAAGAUCCUUAAAUCUGAAGUCAUGUAACACAAUGAUCUAAGUUCAGUACUGAAGAGUAUGCUGGGCUGCCAAAGCCAAAAGACAACCUACAGCUAUUCUGAGUCGUGGAUGAGACAUAGCAACCUUUGGGAUUAUUGCUUAGCAACAGCAAACACACACAGAGGAGUAAAGCUCACAGUCCAGCUCUACAGCAGGACUGAGAAAUCCCUAAUUGAAUUUAAGUUUUUUAAUGGCUGAGAACAGAUGGGCAUAUAUUUAAAUUCCUAUUCAUUUGCAAAACCACUCUGGAAGCAGGAGGAAUAAGAUCUAUUUUCAUACCUGCUUCAAAGUGAAUGAAGUAUGGCUGCUCAGUCAGAAGAAGCACAAAUUCCAGGUCUAAAACUCCCUGAACAUGGAAAUAAGACUAUGACUGUCACAGAAUUGAAGACAAAUCAGGGAAGUGACGAGCUACCAUGUCUUAGCAAUUAUGCUCCGUGGAAAGACUGUUUUUAUGAAAAGGUACAGCAGAGAACUCUGAGUCUGCAGGAGACAAAGAUUAAGAUGAUUCAGGCACAAAAGGCAAAAGAAGAAAAGGUGAAAAAGAGAGAACCCUGUGACUGUCUGUCCAAGGGAUGGUUUAGAGAAGAGAGAUACUCACUGGAUACUCGUACCUAUUUGCUUGACAAACUCUUACCUACAUUAAUCCCAGGGGUGGAAAAGCUGUUAAUGGAAGUGGAAAGAAAAAAUGUGCUUGCAACAGACAAGCACUCAACCAAAUUUGACCCCAUUAAUUUUCUUGGAGAAUAUCUGAUGAGGCAUAACCCCCAGUCCGAUAUUUUUACAAAACCAGGCCCAUAUGCGAGAGGAAUGAAGAUGGUUACAGAGGAGCUAAAAAUUGAGGUACCAGAUACAACAUCAAACAGGUUGGCCAGGAUGAAGUUUGAGGCAAAGAACAAACGUAAGCAAAGGGAACAGGUGGAGAAUAUAAAGUCUCAAGUGAAAGAGAUGAGAAAGGAAGCUCUGGCAAUUCAGUUCAAAGAAUGGACAAUGGAUGUCAGUGGGAGAAUACCAAUCGCGCUGGUUCAGAGUGCCCUGAGGUCAUUUCUGGAUGUCACUGCUUCUACUCCCAUAAGUGCAGGAAAAGUCUAUGACAGGAAGCUGGAAAUCGUAGACAUGUUGGAAAAAAAAGUAAACAUAGAUGAAUUCACAGAGUAUGUCCAUUCCACCAUUGAAAACUUUUCAAGUGACAUGUUCCAAGAACUCCUGAAGCAUCUCUGUCAGUGUGCUGAUGACUUCCGAGAAAUAAUAAGACAUGAUAUGUGGAGGCAAAUGUUUACUGAUCUCUUCAUAGAUUGUGAUUAUGGAAAGGUCGGUCUCUUAAAUAGGCAAAUAGUACUCGCCCUACUGGAAGAGUUCUAUGACAGAAGCCCUGUGAUUACCAAGAGGGGAUUCUGUAAUCCAAGACAAUGGCCAAUAGUUGAGCUGCAAGAGACUGAGCUUGUAGAUUUAUGGGGAGGCCUUGAUGAGCAGGAAGUUUUUGAGGAACUUAGUGAAAAGUCUGCACUGUCUGAAACAGAAAUUUCUGAGGGACAGACUUUAGCAUACGAACCUGUAGGUGAUGAUAGACAAGGCACAUACGGAAUGAGCGCUACUGACAGAGAAGAUCCUUUUGAACAAAUGGACAUGAGUGAAGCUGGGACUAGAGAGAUUUCUAAGGAGGAAAACCAAACAGCAACUGUGCUUCUGAAAACAGAAUCAAGUGAUGCAGAGGUAAGAGAGGAAAGUGAGGAUGGUGUGUCAACGAUGAAAAGCACUGAUUUUGAACCUAGUGAUGUGGAUGGAGAUAUAAUCCACAGUGAGAGAUCUACUUUGUAUGGAGACACCAGAACUGAGAUGCAAGCUGAGACUGCAAGUGCAGACAGCCAGGAGGAAUCCUUCCCAAGAUCAACCUUUACUGGGGAUUGUAGCACUAGAGAUGAAGAACCUGGAUCUGAAAAACAAAUGGAGGAGAGGGAAUUCAGCCUGGGUAGAGAGCCAGUUCCAGAAACAAGUACAGGUAAAGACUAUAUGAUCUCAGAUAGAGAAUCUGGCACAGAAGGGCAAGUUAGACAGGAGGAGGACAGUUGGAUUGCAGAGCCAACCAAAACAAUUCCAAGACCAACACCUGAAGUUACAAGCAUGACCUCAGAAGAAGGAGCUGUGUCUGGGAAAGAAACUUCUUCAAGAAAAGAGAGUUUUUCUAAGCAGCAUGACAACCAGUUUGGAAGACAGGCAAGCUCAGAGACAAGACCACAGGCUGAAUACCUUUUGCAAGACCAGGAUAAAGACUUGCGUCCAAUCAUGGCAGAGAUUCAGAGCCGUGGUGCUUCUCACAUUAGGAGUGCGUUUGAUGAAAGUUGCCUCAACCUGCCGCAGUUUGUCCAGCUCAUGGAGAUGUUUGUUGGUAAAGGCACUUCUUUGCCUACUAUGAAGAGGCUUAUUGCAUUUAUCAAAGAAGAAUACAAACAGACAGAAGAGGAUAAAAUGGAACAACUAAAGAAAGUUCACCGCAGCUCUCUCUUGGCCCGACGGAAACUGCUUUUGGAGGCACUUUUUGAAAAGUGGGACAACAAUGGAUCUGGGUUUCUGGACCUGGAAGAGGUAGAUGCUGUUCUAAGCACAUUCAAAGAAGGAAUGGAAAAAAAGGCCUUGAGGAAUGCAAAGAAACACCUUUGCUCACAUUACCCACAGCCAAGCAGAAUGGGGAAACUGUCCCCACAGACAUUCCAGACUUACCUUGAAUUGGUGGUUUCUGAGUUAACUGGAGAUGAGGAUGAAGUCAUUGAUAACUUGGUGGAGUUUCUGACCACCAGUGUGGAACGAAGUCACGUGGAGCACCUGCGACGCUUGGCGAGGAGGAAAUGGCUGCAUAGUAUCGAACAAGCAGCUGAGACCAGUGGAGCAAGCAUGGAACCAGUUUACAAAGCAGUGUUUAAGGUCCUCUCCCAGGAUGCGGAAGCCCAUGGGGAUAACAAGAGGAUCAGUGCAUAUAUUGCCCUUUUGGAAGAGAACCAGGUCUCACCAGAGCGAGGACGGAUUCUCCUACGCUGUGUAGCAUGUACUGCAGAUGAUGCUCCGUAUGUCCUAAAUCAGAUACUUUACAGAGAUGUAGAUGGAGUAAGCUUUUUAGCUGUUGAAGAGGGGAAGCCAAUCCAUGUUCCAAAAGUUCAGCUCCAUGGAAACAUCCACUUCUGGAACUAUGACCGCCCAGCUGAGGAGAGAAGAGGUUCAUUCCUGGUACUGCCGUUGCAAGAUGCUCGCUGGAGAGUCUUUGGAAUUCUAGGACUUGAUACACUUCGGGACAAGUGUGAGAAAACCAUCUUUCUGACCCAUGAGAUCAGUUUCUAUCAGGGAGUUUCUCAUACAUUCAGCAAAGCCUACCACCAUGUCUGCGCACUGGAAAAUAUUCUGCAAGUGACGCUCACUGCUCUGGACUGGUUGUAUCCAAGAGCACCCAACAUCCACACUGUUAUUACGUAUCUGAUGGAGCCUGGCCAAGAUAAGACAUAUGACUAUGCUCUGCGGAAGGUGAUUACUACAGAUCAUUCAGGGCAAAGAGAAAUUCAUACCUCUCCAGUUCUUCUCCUCAGAAAAGAGAACCUUUUAAGAGAUUACCUGUUUAAAUGCACAGACAGUUCACAGGUCAUUGGUACUUAUGUCUGUGGGGAACACCACUUUGCAAUACCUCUCCGUGAUCUAUCAGGACAUGCUCUUGGAGUAUUAGAUCUAAGUAUGGGACAUCACCAGGAAUUACCACCUCAUGAACAUAAAGACCUGCAAAAAAUGCUAAAGAUGGUCCAAGCUGCCUGCUCUGAGAUAUUGAAGAUGUCUUCAGGGGAAACAGAACCAGUCUAUGUACUAGAGGCAGAACAUGCAGCAAGUUUGAGGCAUACAGGGAUUCUUUUCCACCGGUUCAUGCUGCAGGACCUGCGUGAGUGUGUCCAGAAACUUAAAGCUGAGGACUUUGCUGAAAUAAAGAGCUAUGUAGAACCUCCAACUCUGGUACAUAACAUAGUAAAGGCCGUGCUGUUGCUUUUCUAUCCAAACUGGAAGGAGAAGAUUGAGAACUGGAGUCAGUGUAUACUGAAACUUGAUGACAAUUUGAUUCAGAAGAUUUACUACUUUGAUCCAACCGCUGCACCUGCACAAGUUCAAGCAGAAGUGCUGCUGGACUGUAUCACCGGUAUACCUAGAGCAGACGUGUGGAAGCAUGGCUCUGUUCUGACUGAAUACCUGUAUGACUGGGUAGGCACCUGCUUGUCACUGGUAGCGCUCACAAAGUGCCUUCAUGACACCAAAGCUCCAUCUUCAGCCACUGUGAUACCAAAUUCUAAAGUUAAAUCAUUCAUUUUCUCAUAUAACUCUAGUGAUUCUGAUAGUUAA